This is a messenger RNA of Heterostelium album PN500, 4098 nucleotides long. RefSeq lists its product as uncharacterized. Lineage: Eukaryota; Evosea; Eumycetozoa; Acytosteliales; Acytosteliaceae. The transcript has 9 exons. Bases 1 to 4098 code for a protein of 1365 amino acids. Gene Ontology annotation, cellular component: mediator complex. The record is from RefSeq and is a predicted model, not a curated record. Gene Ontology annotation, molecular function: transcription coregulator activity.
AUGGUAAUUGAUUCAAUGUUAUCUACAACCACAAAUAAUAGUAGUAGUAGUAGUAGUAACAACAGUAAUAAUAGUAGUAGCAAUGAAAAUGGUAAUAGUUAUAUAAAUCAUAUACAUUCGGUAACUGUAGAAUCAUGGAGAACACGUGAAUCACCUGUUAAAUGGUCAAAGAAACUAUUGGACUUUUUUAAAGUUAGCAAUAAUAAUAAUAAUAAUAUAGGUAGUGGUGGUGGUCGUGGUGGUGGUGAUCAGUCGAUGAGUUAUGGUAGAAUUAUAUGUGAUCUUCUUUUGAAACAGAUGAUGGUUGGACCUUCACCAAGUCCACUGUUAGUGUCCUAUCUGAGGUAUGCUUUGGCGAUGCAGAUGAUCAAUUACACCGAUUUCUUCAACUCGAUGACUGAGCUAUCCACCAACACUCUGAUAUCGAAGAAGCCAAAGCAGUUCAAUACUAUACUAUCGGUACUGGUCGAUGUAGUCAAGAUUCUCGAACUUAAAGCUACUUCCGAACGGUAUAUACAUUUGGAGAAAACACACAGUCAAUCUUCCCACAUCGUGCAAGAGUCCAUUGGUCAACAUCUAGGUGUUAAUGGUACAGCAACAACAACAACAACAACAACAACAGGCGAGAAGAAAUCGACAAAGAAGAAGGAUUUGGUUGCCAAUGGUGUUGUUAUGCUUAAUGGUAAGCAUGGUCAUCAGAAUGGCAAAUCGAUUGCCUCUUACGAUAUGUUAUUGGAUGGUAGCUCCAAGAGAAAGAGAAACAACAAUAAUAAUAUUAGCGGUGAUAACGAUAGUAAUAAUGAUAUUGACGAAGAUAAUGAUAUCAUCACCAACAAUAAUGAUGAUGAUGAAGAUGAUAACAAUAAUAAUGAUAAUGAUAUCAAGAUGGAUGGCGACCAGUUAACAACAACAACAACAACAACAACAAGUUCAUCACCUACAAUGAUGGAUGAAGACCUACAAUAUCUAAAGAAGAGAAAGAAUCAAUUGAAUACUUUUCAAACUAUAUAUGAUACUAAUAGUAGUGAUAGUACAGAGGCAGCGACAACAACAACAACUACAACUACAACCACAACAACCAGUAAACCAAAAUCAACAACAUCAGGAGCAGCAGCAACAACAACAACAACAUUAGAUACCAAUAGAGAUAUAGUUUCGAAAUCAUCUUAUAUUAUGCAAUUGACAUCGAUUGUAAAGCUAGUUGUAUUACUUUUGCAAUCGGUUGUCUCUGCUUUAGAUGAAGAGAUGAAAGAGGGUGGAGAACAGCAACAGCAACAACAACAAACACAGAAAUCCAAACAGUUAAAUGAUAAUGCAUUAGAGUGUAUGGAGAUACUUUCUAAUAUGAUCGGUAACAAUAAGUUGGCUUCUUUCCUGUUGGACUCGAAACAAGAGGUUCCCGUUGUAUUUAGCGAGCUUACAACUUGGCUAGAGAAUUUAAAGAAUAAACUAGGUGCACCAAUAGAUGAAAAUGCAAUGGUAGUUGACGACAACAACAACAACAAUAACAACAACACUUCACUAAAGAGAUUAAUUCAACAACGAUAUUCAAUGUUAUUGACAACUUUACACGACACACUAUUCAUACCAUUCCUACCGAUAAACGAGUCACAAGCACUAAUACAACCUAAUAACAAUAACAACAAUAAUAACAAUAAUAACAAUAAUAAUAAUCAGAAUGAACAGAAUAAUAAUAAUAACGGUAUUAAUUAUAAUAUUAAUCAGUUGUCAACGACAGUCGGUGAAAUCGAUAUUAAUCAAUCGCUAUCGUUACAACUACUGUUUGAGGAGGAGAUCACAGGAUGUGUAUUGAAUAACUCUGUUCUCGACAAUCUCUUCAAAUUCGAUUGGAUUAGAUCGGUGCGAUCCAUUCAUGCUACCAACUACCUCUUUGAACUACUCCGUAUUGCAUUCCAACGACUUACAACCUGCGAUCCAAUGACCAACGAAUAUAGAAAAGUAAAGAUGUUCAUACUCGUUAAAAUACCUUUAUUCUAUAGUAAAUUACUAUCUUUAAAUAACAGCAGCAAUAAUAAUAAUCAAAAUAGUAAUAAUAUCAGUAUAGAAGAUGCACUACUUCAAAUUACACAAAUAACUUCACUCUAUGAUAUGCUAUCAUAUAAUGAGAAUAUUCCACUUUGUCUAUUGCAGACUCUUAUCAAACAAAAUCUAGUUAGCAUCACUGUUUCCAAAGAGAAACUACCGAUAUUCAAUAGCAACGGCGAAUUGGAUCAAUUGGAACUUGAACUACAACAAGCCAACGCUCAAAAAACAGUUGAUGAUAUUAGUAUGGAUUUUCAUAUUCAAUCUUUAUCUGAUAUUGGAUUGGUAAGAGAAUCUUUGUUUUCAUUGAAUGAAAACUCUGAGAUUUAUGACAUUCAAACGCUCAUGUCGGUGUUGCGUACACACUUGAUUGCACCAUUCGAUUUCCAAGAGAAUCUGAUGGCUUUGCUAUUUGAGAGAAUGGAUACUCUGGCCGAUCCGUUGGAGAACAAAAAGGUACUGUCUCAUCUAUUCUCGAUACUCUCUGACCCCCUGAUUCUCGAAACCAUCGAUGUUCAUGGUUAUUCACUAAAGCUAAUGAUUCAUCUCAUACGAUAUUGCGAUGCCAUCGGUACUAUCACCAACAACGAACACGGUGGUAUAUUCAUUCACUCUUAUUUUGCACUACCAUUUAGUAUUCUAUCAACUUUGAUUAUACUUUAUAAUUUAAAAGGAAAUAAAUAUAAUUUAGAUCAACUAUAUAAUCAAAUGAAACAGAAAGACAAUCAAGAUCUAUCCUAUCAGAAUCCUUUUAUUAGAUGGAUAUUCGAUAGUUUCAAAGAUACCGAAAUCAACUUUGGUAACAACUAUAAAGAGGGUACCAACUCUGAGGAUUACCAAAUACUAAAGACAUUGGUAGAGAUGAAUAGAGAGACUUUUUCUUUUCAGAUUUUAAAUGAAUAUUCACCAUGGAAAUUAUCACAUCUGCUACCACAACUACUCUUCUUGUUGUUCAAUUGUCUAGAGAAGAAUCUUAUAUCAUCCGAUGCUAUAGUAGAGAUUAUCUCGAUGGUCAUUGAUAUCGUACCGUAUGCAUCGAUCAUCAUACUCCAAUACCUCGCAAAGAAUCCAAAUACCAUUCCUAUAGAAUUGAUUCUAGGUUGUUUCAUGAAUGCCGAUGGAUCCGAUAGAGAGAACGCUCAUAUAAUUAAUCUUUCAAUUGAUAAUACUAAUAUUCAAAUCUAUCAUUAUAUAUUAGAAACACUUAAUCUUAUUCUAUUCCCAAUAUUAUAUAAAUUCCCAUUUCAAUCAAAUCCAAAUCAUUCGAUUCUCUUUAAUCAAGUUAUAAAUGCACACCAAAAUACACCAAUUCAUUCACAACUGUCAUCACCACAAUCAAUCAUCAAUGAACUGUUCGAGGGAUUCAAAACCAAGUUCUCAGAGAUACCAAAGGAUCUCCUUAUCAACAUUAUAAGUAAGACCGAUAUUAUUCAAUUCAUUCAAUUCACUUCAAAGAAAGUACUCUCUGCAAUCUCUACUACCAAUGAUCUCGAUCAAAAUUCAAUCAUCCAUACAAUUAGAGCUAUUGAACUUGGAGGAUUUAUCAUUGGUAAUCUAGUUGGAAUUGAGGCAAUACCUAUAUUGUUCAAUUCAUUUGUACCAUCAUUCUUUAACUCACUUAUAAACACUCCAUACAAAGCACAAUACCUUGCCUACUUUUGUCAGAAUGUAUUUAUUCACUCAAAUUGUCAAUUUUAUAUACAAAUUAAUGAUCAAUUUAUUAAAAAAGCUAUGACUAGUUUCUUCCAACUUUUGAGUGACAGUGCAAAGAGAUUACUUCCAGACAAUGAUCCACAACAUGCAUUCGUAUUAUCAAUGAUUUCACAAUUUAUACAUAUGAACAAAUCACUUAAUCUCAUUUCAGUUGGCAAUAAUAACAACAACAACAACAAAGAUAAACAACAAAAAAUUUCAGUAUUCUCCAUUUUAUCAAUGGAUAAAAUCGAUCAACUAUCAAAAUCCAUAACUUAUAUUUCCAACUAUUUUAUGGCUGCAUCCAUUUAUGAAUAUAGAGAUGAUCAUCAUCUCUAUAAUAAUAAUAUUAAUAAUAACUAA